Arachis stenosperma is the source of this 759-nucleotide messenger RNA. RefSeq names its product protein FAR1-RELATED SEQUENCE 5-like. Lineage: Eukaryota; Viridiplantae; Streptophyta; Magnoliopsida; Fabales; Fabaceae. The transcript is spliced from 3 exons. Bases 1 to 759 code for a protein of 252 amino acids. The record is from RefSeq and is a predicted model, not a curated record.
AUGACACGUGAUAGUGUUAAUGUGAUAGGGAGAGAAAUGAACUGUGUGAAAACAGCAGUUGGUAGGAAUUUGUCAGAGACACAUGAGAUGUCAGAUAUAUUUAUAGACACUGAGAUGGAUGAGCAAUACCAAGAGGACGAUGACAUUAACCAACAAGAAGAGCUAGUUUGUGACCAAGAUAUGAUGGAUGAACAGAAUGAAUUCGAACAAGAUUUCGGAGAUGAAUUUACUGAGGGGGCGUAUUUUUUUGAAUCUGAUCCGUCAGAAGAUACCGUUGAAGCUGCUUAUGCGGUUGACUCCGUGCAAGACAUUACAACUUUGAAUUCAGUGAAAAUUGUGCGGAGAAAAUUGAUGUUUGGUCUUCUAGCUAGUCAAGCAGGCGGGUAUGAAUUUGUCAGCUAUGGACCCAUAGAUUUGUACAAUGAGAUUUCUUGGCAAAGGCAUCAAGUUCCUGGUGAUGCAGCACGAGUGUUGAAGAAGUUGGAGGAUAUGCGGUUGAAGGAUCCACUAUUAUAUUUCAAGGCAUGUCAUGAUUCAAGAGGUUUGUUACGUAACUUGUUCUGGUCUGAUGGGAUUAGCCAACUAGACUACCAACUCUUCGGGCAUAUUAUUGCUUUUGAUGCUACGUACAAGAAGAACAAGUAUAGUUGUCCAUUAGUAAUAUUUAGCGGGGUUAACCACCACAAUCAAACAAUUAUUUUUGCUACUGCGUUAAUUAUGGACGAAACUACUGAUACAAAUAUUUGGCUCCUGCAUUAG